Colletotrichum orchidophilum is the source of this 243-nucleotide messenger RNA. RefSeq lists its product as uncharacterized. The transcript has a single exon. The record is from RefSeq and is a predicted model, not a curated record. Bases 1 to 243 code for a protein of 80 amino acids. Lineage: Eukaryota; Fungi; Ascomycota; Sordariomycetes; Glomerellales; Glomerellaceae.
AUGGAACAAGCGAAGAAGGAAGAAAAAAACCGCAACACCAACGGCCAACGGCGCAAGAUCAGCCAAUCCCUUCACUCCAUCCGGCCUAUGGGAAGACGCAGUGGGGACAGAUCAUGGUCAAAGCCUCGAGGUCUGUGUGCCAGUCAGUGCUGGCUGCAUCUCGGUAUGCAAGGUACCAGGGGUAAUCAUGGUAGACGAUGGGAGGAGCAUCCAAGUGUACAAGAGACUAGACAGCUACGCUGA